AAAAAAAUUGAAUUUGGAGUUGAGUUGACUGUUUCGUUCGAUGCGGAUAACGAAUUCUAAGUUUGAUAAUAUCAUAUUUCAUUUGCUCGCUAAAAGCAAAAAAUGGCUUUGUCUAAGAGUCUUAAAAAAUAUUCAAAAAAUACAAACAUAAAUGUUUACGUUUGUACGUUUCAAACUCCAGUCGGUAAUGUAGUCGCAUGUGCGGACGAUGAUUUUCUGUACAUGGUGUCAUUCGAAGAUUCAAAAUCCUUGGAAAAGAAUUUACAGACCAUCUCCGACCAGACUAAUUGUGAAUUCGUAAAGAAAAAAAACAGUUUUCUGGAGAAAUUCGACGACGAACUUUCAAGAUAUUUCGAUGGGAAACUUAAAAUGUUUACUCUGCCAUUGAAAACAUUUGGUUCUGAUUUUCAAAAGGAAGUUUGGAAGAAAAUGAUCGAGCUUCCUUAUGGUUCGACACAAACGUAUGGGGAUCUGGCGAAAUCCAUGGGUCGAACGGCCAGUCACUCGCGGGCGAUCGGUGCAGCGUGCGGAGCUAAUGGUCAUGUAUUUGUGAUACCCUGCCAUAGAAUUGUAGCCUCAAACUCCAAUGGAGGAUUCAGUUCUGGUGUGGACAGAAAGGAAUGGCUUUUAAUUCACGAGAAGAAACAUGAUACUUAGAAGCAGGGAUGCCAUUAGAUAUAAUUACUUGAUUUCAUUGCCUUUGCUAUAUAUAGUUCAUUUCAAUCCAUUCUACAUGACAGGGUAUCACACAAUGACCAUAGACAUGGAUGAUAGACAUAGUGAUGGAUGAUGAAUUGUACUGCCAAUUAUACAUCAAUUUAACCUUUGUCAGGGACCGCCAUUGUUUGCAUUUCCACUUGUCUGGUAACUUCCUGCUUCGGGAUACUACAACAAAACCUUGUCUCUGGCAUGCUUCUGGUCCGGGAUAACAUGUGCACUAUGUAUGUACAUGUGCAUUCUAUUUGAACAUGAAUUUCGGCAGGUAAAAUUGAUUUCUCUCUGCUUUAACUCAUACUAAAUGAGAUAAGUAAAGUAGUAAAAAUAAUCACUCCUUAUGAGCCAUCACACAAGACCAAUGCGGGAUGUAAAGCUUCUACUAUCAAAAAAUUGUGAGCUGCUGUUUUUUUAUCUAUGUUACAGAAGAAUAUAAAUAUAUGCACAUAUAUAUUUAUAAUGUAAAUAAAACACAAAUUUGACUGGAUAAUACGGUAUAUGGAUAUGUAUGAAUAAUUCUUUAACCCAAGUAUGACUUACAAUGUAACAUUACUUUUACACUACAAUUGUGUUUUCUGCAAUGCAAUUUGUUAGCUUAACACAAUAUGGUGAUUUGAAAAAUAUAGUAUGUAUAGGUUUCAUAUAAA
This is a messenger RNA of Hyposmocoma kahamanoa, 1361 nucleotides long. RefSeq names its product methylated-DNA--protein-cysteine methyltransferase. Bases 103 to 657 code for a protein of 184 amino acids. Gene Ontology annotation, biological process: DNA repair. The transcript is spliced from 2 exons. Lineage: Eukaryota; Metazoa; Arthropoda; Insecta; Lepidoptera; Cosmopterigidae. The record is from RefSeq and is a predicted model, not a curated record. Gene Ontology annotation, molecular function: methylated-DNA-[protein]-cysteine S-methyltransferase activity.